CUCUUGUCAACAACCAACACCACCCUCAAAGAAUUGAAGGGAGUAUCCCGUUGUACUCAGGCUUUAUCCCUUCUUAAAGUGCUUGACAAUGAUUCUUCCUCUUUCCAUUUUCUUUUGCAGCUUUCUUUGGAUCGCUAAAUUGACAAAGGCAGACCAGUCGGAUCCGGAUCUAGUCGGUACUUGGAGUUCCAAAUCACAAACAGUAAUGACUGGACCUGAUUUCUUUGAUCCAUUAAACGAGGACUUUUUUGAACCCGACCUUCCUGGUAUUAGCUAUAGCUUUACGGACGAUGGCCAUUUUGAAGAAGCGUUGUACAUUAUUAAGCCCAAUGCCUCGGUCCCCCAUUGCCCAAAGGGAUUUUUGCAAUGGCAACAUGGUACUUACAGCAUCAAUGACUCGAAAGCUAUAAUCCUUUCUCCUAUUAAAGGCGACGGACGUCAACUCGAGAGUGACCCUUGCAAUAAUGGUGAUCAUUCCGUUUAUACUCGUUACACUCAAGAUGAAGUCAUGAAAGAAUACGCCGUAAGCGUCGACAAGUAUCAUGGUCGUUAUAAGCUUCAGCUUUACGAAUGGGAUGGUACACCCAAGCAACCCAUGUAUCUUGUAUAUCGUCCUCCCAAGAUGCUUCCUACUACAUUUUCUGGUGCUAGCGAUAGUAAUCAAGUCCAACAAAAGCGUUGGCUCUUAAAAUACAUUGCGCCCCUGGCUGACAAGCAUACUACUACGAUAUGGUGGUUGGGUUUGACUUUUAUUGCCGUUGGUAGUAUUGGCUAUUUAAUCGUAUCAUAAUGAAGCCGGUCCUACAUGUAUUGGUAAUUCCCUUAUGUUUUAAAAUCUCUUCUUUUUUUUAACGUAUAUAACUACAUUCAUUUAUUGAUUUAUAUUUCGUAUAUGAUGCUAAAGGAUCUUUGGUACAUAAACCUACUUUUGAGGGAAAUUCAUUUUCUUUAAUUGGAAAUUUGAAUGUUUCGUUUCUUUCGUUCUUUUUAAUAUUUUUUUUUUUAACUUUAGCUUUCUAUAGUCUCGGGACUUCAUACAAGAACUUCCCCGAUGUUACAGCCAUGCAUUUUGCAUUUCUCCUUUUGAGUCUUUCGUUCCUUUCUUUUUUUAUUCUCUUGGCAUGCAACCUAAUCUUUUUGCAGUUUAUUCUCGUUUUCACUGAGCCCUAACAUGAAAGGAGACAGUGUUUAAAAUUGUUUUAUAUGAAUCAUUUCUAUACUAACAAAAUCUUUUAACGGAAGGCAUCUCCAUUCAUGUAUUCUAUAGCUUUAAUGAACGUAAGUCUACAUUAUUUUUUGAAGAACUAAG
This is a messenger RNA of Schizosaccharomyces cryophilus OY26, 1309 nucleotides long. RefSeq names its product ER chaperone Rot1. Gene Ontology annotation, biological process: 'de novo' protein folding. The coding region runs from base 89 to 790 and encodes 233 amino acids. The record is from RefSeq and is a predicted model, not a curated record. The transcript is spliced from 2 exons. Gene Ontology annotation, cellular component: endoplasmic reticulum; endoplasmic reticulum membrane. NCBI's taxonomy places the organism in Eukaryota, Fungi, Ascomycota, Schizosaccharomycetes, Schizosaccharomycetales, Schizosaccharomycetaceae.